Messenger RNA from Acanthopagrus latus (yellowfin seabream), 1158 nucleotides. Its product is annotated as interleukin-1 beta-like. The transcript has 5 exons. Gene Ontology annotation, molecular function: cytokine activity. NCBI's taxonomy places the organism in Eukaryota, Metazoa, Chordata, Actinopteri, Spariformes, Sparidae. Bases 176 to 937 code for a protein of 253 amino acids. The record is from RefSeq and is a predicted model, not a curated record. Gene Ontology annotation, biological process: cellular response to lipopolysaccharide; positive regulation of gene expression; inflammatory response.
CCCUAGGCUGCUGUGGUUUGUGUAUAAAAGCUCUGCAGGUCAGCUCAGGCAGGCAGAACAACACUGACAGGACAACUGCUGGGAAAACCAAACACACUAAAACAACCUCUGAUCUACUGACCUUCACAGAUCUUACUCAGUUUAGAAAAGAAAAAAAAAGAAAGAAAGAAAGAAAAUGGAAUCCGAGAUGACAUGCAACGCUACCGAGAUGUGGAGCCCCAAGAUGCCCGAGGGGCUGGACUUGGAGAUUGCCCACCAUCCCCUCACAAUGAAGCGCGUGGUCAAGCUCAUCAUCGCCAUGGACAGGUUAAAGGGCAAGGUGUCGGAGUCACCGCGGAGCACCGAGUUCACAGAUGACAACCUAAUCGACAUGUUGCUGGAGAGCGCAGUGGAAGAGCGAACUGUGUUCGAGCGCACUGCAAAACCAGCUCAGUACACAUACAACUUCCAGAGCCCAUACAGCGUGAUGGACAGCGAGCAGAGGCACUUAGUCCGAGUGCCAAACAGCAUGGAGCUCCACGCAGUGAUGCUGCAGGGAGGAACCGGAAACUGUCAAGUUCAACUGAACAUGGCGACCUACCUGCCACCUACACCCAGUACUGAGGCCGUAACUGUGACUCUGUGCAUCAAGGACACAAAUCUUUACCUGUCUUGUCACAAGGAGGGUAACGAGCCAAGCUUGCAUCUGGAGGCGGUGGAUGACAAAAACAGUCUGUUGAGGAUCACCCCGGGCAGCGACAUGGUGCGAUUUCUCUUCCACAAACAUGUCACCGGGCUGAACAACAGCACCCUCGUGUCUGUUCUCUUCAGCAACUGGUACAUCAGCACCGCAGAGGAAAACAACAAGCCAGUGGAUAUGGGCCAGGAGAGUGCCAGACGCCACCGGAUCUUCAAAUUCCUCCCACCAAAGCCGGCAGUGGGGGAUGGCGAGUGUUAAUAAUAGUGCACUUCAGAUAUUCUUCAUUUAAAAGUCAGGAAGCAAGAUGUAUACUGUUUUUUUAAAAGCACCACCACUGAAUGACAAGACAACUUCUGCAAGUUUUACAGAGAGUCAAUUUACUGUAUGUACCAAGUACAGAAAGUGAAAUGCUAAUGUAUUGACAUAGUCAAGUAUCAGUAUUUAUUAUGCUGAAUGACGUAAAAAAAAGUCAUUAACUA